AGGAAUUUUCGGGGUGCUGGUGGCUCGAGUUUACAUGGAGGGGCAGAGUGACGUCACAAGAAACAUUCAAACACCUUCUUACUCCGAGGCUCGUGCUCGGGUCUAAAAAAAAAAAAAAAAACAAGAGGGAGAGAAAGAGGCAGGCACGGAGAGUGAGGGGUGGUGGGAGGGCUGUGAGUCCCAGUCACACCGCACUCCCUCCAAACACAACCACAGUCUCGCCACGUUCAACCCAGAGAAGACCUAACGAGCAGCAAGAAGCACAGAUUACAUGGCACGCGCCGCAUGCGCGCGAGCCCCUCUAGUAACGGACAACUAAACUGAAGACGCGAAACCCGAAAAGAAAAAAAAGAAAAGAAAAGGAGCCUGAGACGGGAUUUUUAAAUCUUCCCUGGCGUUAUUUUAAAUUCCUCUGGACUCUGCUGCCAUUAACUGGAUGUAAAUAAAACUCCGAGCAAACAAAAAGAAACCAACAAACACGCCGCGCGGAGGCUAAGUUUGACUUCAACAUGGUGACAAGGCUGUGAAUACCCUGCAUCUGAGAAAUCAGACCAAACUGACUCACAGGGCCCUGUGAGCCAGUGCCACCGAGGCUGCCAAAGCAUGCUGGUGCCAAGCUGUCCCACCAUGCACGGAGCCAGACCCACGCCGCUGCUGCCGCUGCUGCUCAUCCAGGGUCUGCUCCUCCACCUCGCCGACGCGCAAACACCACCAAAGUUUUUAAGAACCCCCACUGACCAAACGGGCUUGCAAGGAGGCGUAGCGUCCUUCGUCUGCCAAGCCACGGGAGACCCACGGCCCAAGAUUGUGUGGAACAAGAAGGGGAAGAAAGUCAGCAACCAGAGAUUUGAGGUAAUUGAGUUCGAUGACGGCUCUGGUUCAGUGCUAAGAAUUCAGCCUUUGCGCACGCCCCGAGACGAAGCCAUAUAUGAAUGCGUCGCCUCCAACGGUGUUGGAGAGACGAGCGCUACCACCAGGCUGACUGUUUUACGUGAGGAACAGUUGCCCCCUGGUUUCCCCACCAUAGACAUGGGCCCACAGUUGAAAGUGGUGGAGCGAACGCGCACCGCCACCAUGCUCUGCGCCGCCAGCGGCAACCCUGACCCAGACAUUGCCUGGUUCAAAGACUUCCUCCCUGUCAACACCACCAACAACAACGGGCGCAUUAAACAGCUCAGAUCAGAAUCCUUUGGUGGUACACCAAUAAGAGGAGCCCUCCAAAUUGAGCAAAGCGAAGAAUCCGAUCAGGGGAAGUAUGAAUGUGUGGCGACCAACAGCGAUGGAACCCGCUACUCAGCACCGGCAAAUCUAUACGUCAGAGAGCUACGAGAAGUGCGUCGAGUGCCACCACGAUUCUCCAUUCCGCCUACAGACAAUGAGAUAAUGCCAGGAGGCAGCGUAAAUAUUACAUGUGUGGCAGUCGGCUCUCCCAUGCCUUAUGUCAAGUGGAUGCUGGGUGCCGAGGAUCUGACUCCGGAGGACGACAUGCCCAUUGGACGGAACGUCUUGGAGCUCACGGAUGUCCGACAGUCGGCCAAUUACACGUGCGUGGCCAUGUCGACCCUCGGGGUGAUCGAGGCUGUAGCCCAGAUAACAGUAAAAGCGUUACCCAAGGCUCCUGGUAUUCCCAUAGUGACCGAGCGUACGGCCACCAGCAUUACUUUAACUUGGGACUCGGGCAAUCCUGAACCAGUGUCUUACUACAUCAUCCAGCACAAGUCCAAGUACUCCGAGGACUUGUACAAGGAGAUUGAUGGCGUGGCCACCACUCGGUACAGCGUGGGCGGCCUCAGCCCUUACUCUGACUACGAGUUCCGGGUGGUGGCAGUAAACAACAUUGGACGGGGGCCGCCCAGCGAGAGCAUAGAGGCCAAAACAGCAGAGCAGGCUCCCAGCACGGCGCCAAGGCAGGUCCGUGGCCACAUGAUGAGCGCCACCACUGCCGUCAUCCAGUGGGACGAACCGGAGGAGCCCAACGGCCAGAUCAUGGGCUACAGAGUGUACUACACCAUGGAUCCCACCCAGCACGUCAACCUUUGGGAGAAGCAGAUUGUUCGGGGGUCUAACUUCGUCACCAUCCAGGGACUCGUUCCAAAUAAGACCUACUACAUUAAGGUUUUGGCCUAUACUUCUGUAGGUGACGGACCUCUUUCUGCUGACCUGCAAAUCAUUGCUAAGACUGGAGUUCCUUCCCAACCCACUGACUUUAAAGGAGAGGCCAAAUCCGAAACGAGCAUUUUACUUUCAUGGAACGCUCCGGCACAGACCGGACUAGAAAAUCAAGUCACCGGAUAUGAACUCCUGUACAAAAAGAGAGAUGAAAAAGACGAGAAACGAGUCAGCUUUGAACCCACAACAACUUACCUGCUGAAGGACCUGAAGCCCUUCACUAUUUACACUUUUCGCCUGGCAGCACGCAGUAAGCACGGAGUCGGAGCUUACACCAGCGAGAUCUCUGCAGAGACUCCACAGACACUGUUUGCAAAAAACUUCCACGUGAAAGCUGCUAUGAAGACAUCCGUGUUACUGAUGUGGGAAAUCCCGGAAUCCUACAACCCAGCACAACCUUUCACUAUCCUCUACGACAACGGGCAGAGUGUGGAGGUGGAUGGGAAGUUAACGCAGAAGCUAAUCACAGGUCUUCAACCAGAGACGCAAUACUCCUUCCUCUUGACCAAUCGUGGCAACAGUGCUGGAGGUCUGCAGCAUCGAGUGUCCACCAUGACGGCUCCAGACGUGCUUCGCACCAAACCCUACUUGAUUGGCAAAACCAACUCGGAUGGAAUGGUGACUGUUGAACUUCCAUCCGUGCAGACAUCUGAGAGAGUACGGGGGUAUUAUGUCGUCGUCGUGCCUUUGAAGAAGCAGCGCACUGGAAAGUUUUUCAAGCCCUGGGACAGUCCUGAUGAGAUGAAUUUCGAGGAGGAUAAAGUAAAAUACGGGGUGUCUCAUCUGACAAUGCCUCUGCAGCUCGUGCCCACAGGCCCGUGUCUGCAGCCUUGA
This is a messenger RNA of Nematolebias whitei (Rio pearlfish), 3003 nucleotides long. Its product is annotated as receptor-type tyrosine-protein phosphatase S. Gene Ontology annotation, cellular component: plasma membrane; axon. Lineage: Eukaryota; Metazoa; Chordata; Actinopteri; Cyprinodontiformes; Rivulidae. Gene Ontology annotation, molecular function: protein binding. The record is from RefSeq and is a predicted model, not a curated record. The transcript is spliced from 17 exons. The coding region runs from base 604 to 3003 and encodes 799 amino acids. Gene Ontology annotation, biological process: cell-cell adhesion; axon guidance.